This is a messenger RNA of Mesorhabditis spiculigera, 537 nucleotides long. The record is from the annotation of a GenBank genome assembly. Lineage: Eukaryota; Metazoa; Nematoda; Chromadorea; Rhabditida; Rhabditidae.
AUGAGCCGACGAGCCGUCCAAUUCGCCAAGAAAUUCGUCAACCGGAACCCGUUGAAUGCCCACCUCAGCGGGCUGCAGCCCAUUCCCAGCGGCUUCGAGCUGGACGCCGACGCGAAGAGGCGCCAUUUCUUGUACCGGGCCGAGCUGUCGCAAUCUGGGGCUCAUCAGGAGGCCACCGUCACCCAUUUUACUGACGGUGUGGUGCUGCGCGUCUCAACCCGUGAGCCCUCGAUCUCCUCCCAACUCCACAGCACUGCCGACACGGCCGCUGCCCUCAACCUGGGACGUGUACUCGCGACGAAGGCGCUGAAGGCCGGCAUUCUCCGAGUGGCCGCUGUUGAUGAGGCGACAAAAGCGCAAAGUCUCCAUCAGAAGCAUUUCUACAAAGCGCUGGAAGAGACGGGGCUGACACUCGGGGAAAUGCAGGCGCCGGAAGUGGAUUAUGCCCUCGACAAGCGGAUCACUUGGAAGCGAUUCCCCAUUCAUCACAAUCGAUCCGACAAGAUUGACGAUGAUGAUGCGGCCAGAGAACGCAAU